GAUGCGCUAGGGCAGAAAAGGGGAUUACUCACUUGGUGCCUCAUUUCGUAUCUCUCUCUCGCUCUCUCUUUCUCUCCCCGUUGGUGAAGCUGUGACCGAAGGUAACGAGGAAGGCCAGCUAUGGAUAUCAGCGAAGAUGUUCGGACGUCUCACAAGCGAGAAUUCAUGGCCUUCUUGGAGCAGAAUAUAUACACCGACGAAAUCAAGGCCAUGAUCAACCACAAGCGUCGCCGCCUCAUCAUCAACGUCUCCGAUCUCCACUCCUUCCGUGGUCUCGGCCAUAGGAUACUAAGAAACCCGGGCGAGUAUAUGCAGGCGUUUUGUGACGCGGUUACUGACAUUGCUCGGAGCAUUGACCCCAAGUACUUGAAAGAAGGGGAACAGGUUCUGGUGGGUUUUGAAGGCCCUUUUGUAUCUCGCCGUGUCACUCCCAGAGAGCUUCUCUCUGAAUUCAUUGGCUCCAUGGUCUGCGUUGAAGGCAUUGUCACCAAAUGCUCUCUUGUAAGGCCGAAGGUUGUUAAGAGUGUUCACUUCUGCCCUUCAACUGGUAACUUCACCACUCGUGAAUAUCGAGACAUCACGUCCAACAUGGGUUUGCCCACUGGUUCUGUCUAUCCUACAAGGGAUGAGAGUGGCAAUUUGCUAGUGACUGAGUACGGAAUGUGCAAAUACAAAGAUCAUCAAACCAUAUCAAUUCAAGAAGUGCCUGAGAAUUCUGCCCCUGGUCAGCUUCCAAGAACUGUUGAUGCCAUAGUUGAGGAUGACCUUGUUGAUUCAUGCAAGCCAGGGGACCGUGUGGCUAUUGUUGGUAUAUACAAAGCUCUUCCUGGGAAAAGCAAGGGAAGUGUCAAUGGAGUUUUCAGGACUGUUCUCAUAGCUAAUAAUGUCAAUCUUCUCAACAAAGAGGCAAAUGCACCAAUAUACAGCCCCGAGGACCUGAAGAACAUUAAGAAGAUAGCUGAGAGGGAGGAUGUAUUUGAACUACUCGGUAAUUCACUUGCACCUUCGAUCUAUGGGCAUUCAUGGAUUAAGAAAGCAGUGAUUUUAUUGAUGCUUGGUGGAGUGGAAAAGAACUUGAAGAAUGGAACCCACUUACGAGGGGAUAUUAACAUGAUGAUGGUUGGUGAUCCCUCAGUUGCCAAGUCUCAACUUUUAAGAGCAAUCAUGAAUAUUGCUCCCUUGGCCAUAUCCACAACUGGUCGUGGUUCAUCUGGCGUUGGCUUGACUGCUGCUGUUACAUCCGAUCAGGAAACAGGAGAAAGAAGGCUUGAAGCCGGUGCAAUGGUUCUUGGUGAUAGAGGUGUUGUCUGCAUUGACGAGUUCGACAAGAUGAACGAUAUAGAUCGUGUUGCUAUACAUGAAGUUAUGGAGCAGCAGACUGUUACUAUUGCCAAAGCUGGUAUCCAUGCAUCACUAAAUGCUAGAUGUAGUGUAGUGGCUGCUGCAAACCCCAUAUAUGGAACGUAUGAUCGCUCAUUGACUCCAACAAAGAAUAUUGGACUUCCUGAUUCUUUGCUUUCUCGAUUUGAUUUGCUAUUCAUAGUGUUGGAUCAAAUGGAUCCAGAUAUUGACCGCCACAUUUCAGAGCAUGUAUUGCGAAUGCAUCGAUUCCGAUCUGCAAUCGAUGGAGGCGAAGCAACACUUGAUGGGAGUUCAAGAUAUGGAAGAGAAGAUGAAGCUGAUGCCGAUUCUGUCUUUGUGAAGUAUAAUAGAAUGCUGCAUGGGAAGAAAACAGAUAGGGGUCGGAAGCGUGACACUCUUACAAUUAAGUUUCUGAAAAAGUAUAUUCACUAUGCAAAGCAUAGGAUUCAGCCUGAGCUAACAGAUGAGGCAUCUGAAAACAUUGCGACAGCUUAUGCAGAGCUAAGAAAUACUAGUUCAGAUGCAAAGACUGGAGGAACACUCCCGAUUACUGCCAGAACUUUAGAAACCAUUAUCCGGCUCUCCACCGCUCAUGCCAAAUUGAAGUUGAACAGAAAGGUUGUAAAGUCCGAUGUUGAAGCUGCCCUGAAAGUUUUGAAUUUUGCAAUAUAUCACAAAGAAUUGAGCGAUAUGGAGGAACGUGAACAAGAAAGGGAGAGGGAAUUGGAGAGGACGCGCAAAGCAGACCGUCGUGCUGAUAGAAAUAAUAGAGCUGAGCGUGAUACUGCUGAUAACGAAGGUUCACUAGUAGAAGCUAUGGAAGUAGAUGAUCCUCCUGCUGCGCAAGCACCUACAGAGAUAUCUUCUGAAAGAAUUGAAGCAUUUAAUUCAGCGUUGAGCCGGGUAUUUAGCCAGCGUAGAAGUCAGGAAGGUGGUAUAGCCAUUGAUGAUAUAGAAAAGGAUAUCAACACUGGAGAUCUGCAUUACUCAAGGGCAGAGAUAAUGACCCUGCUAGAGAAACUACAUGAUGAUAAUAAAGUUAUGAUACACAACGGAAAGGUGAUAAGGAUGUAAUGAGUUGGAGUAGCAGCAUCCAUCUCAUUUUGCAGCAAUAUGAGCAGCAGAUGAAUUCAAGGGAGACAUGUUUGUCAGCACCGAUGCACGCGGAGGUGAAGAUGUCAUUUCAUAUUCUAGGCUGCAUUGUUGUUUACCUACCUGCUGUUGAAGGAAGCUGAAUGCUAGUGUAGAAAAUUACCAUUGCUUAACUUAGUAAGUUGUGCCAUUUUAAUCAGAAUCAUUCCUACUGUAACUCAUAUACCAUACAAUCGUCGCGCUCCUUAUUUAAAAUCUUGCAGUUCUUGUCACUAGCA
Molecule: messenger RNA, 2732 nt
Organism: Tripterygium wilfordii
Lineage: Eukaryota; Viridiplantae; Streptophyta; Magnoliopsida; Celastrales; Celastraceae
Product: DNA replication licensing factor MCM3
Exons: 17
Coding region: 121-2436 (771 amino acids)
Biological process (GO): double-strand break repair via break-induced replication; DNA strand elongation involved in DNA replication; DNA replication
Cellular component (GO): MCM complex; nucleus
Molecular function (GO): ATP hydrolysis activity; single-stranded DNA binding; ATP binding
Source: RefSeq, a predicted model, not a curated record